CAGCUGAAUGAAGUUCAGCGGAUCUGAGGAAUUUUACGCCCCGGCGGAUUCACAUUAAACUCUUUCUUCGCUUCGCUAAUCCAUGGAGCCUGUGCCAAGCGACUGGAUAAUCAUGACACGGUGUUUUGGCUGUAUGUCGUCUUGAGUUUGUAUUGUGUUACGUAGAGUAACAGGUUUAUUGAGGCGCUCCGGUUUAAACAUUUCAGCAUGAUAAAAACCUACUAUUGACUACGUUUUUACAUUUACACGUCACCAAAUUAUUGCAGGAUACCUGUGGAUUUUUGGAGAACAUGUAACCUUCAUGAUUUGCUUGGCCGUGCAUUUCAUUAGAUGGGGUCUCGUGAGUUUGAUGUACAGCGCAGUCAAUGGGAUGUCAGUCAGACUAGAAAACAUUUAGGGCACAUACAGACACUGUAAACGCAGCUCAUUGCCUAGACCUGCUUUGGAAAUGUCGGCGAUAUCUGCGUCCGAGAAAGUGGAUGGAUUCACGAGGAAAUCGGUGAGGAAGGCUCAGAGACAGAGGAUUUCUCAGGGCUCGUCUCAGUUCGCGGCGAACAGCAGCAGGCCUGCGGCUCCGGAGAUCUCUGCGCUCCCGCAGCUCAAAGAUGCAUCCUCCACAGAGCAGCAUGAGCUGUUCAUGCAGAAAUUACAGCAGUGUUGCGUAAUAUUCGACUUCUACGACACGGUGACUGACCUAAAGUGUAAAGAGACCAAACGGGCCACUCUCAGUGAACUCGUGGAAUAUGUGUCCACUAACAGAGGCGUUCUGGUGGAGCCUGUCUACCCUGAGAUCACCAACAUGGUUAGCACAAAUAUUUUCAGAACGCUUCCACCCAGUGACAACCCAGACUUUGACCCAGAAGAAGAUGAACCCACUCUAGAAGCCUCCUGGCCUCACAUGCAGUUGGUGUACGAGUUUUUCCUUAGAUUCCUAGAAAAUCCAGACUUCCAGCCAAGUACUGCCAAACGUUACAUUGACCAGAAGUUUGUGCUACAGCUCUUAGAACUGUUUGACAGUGAAGAUCCUCGUGAGAGAGAGUUUCUAAAAACGAUUCUUCAUCGCAUCUACGGGAAGUUUCUGGGUUUGCGUGCCUUUAUUCGGAAACAGAUCAACAACAUUUUUCUGAGAUUCCUCUAUGAAACUGAGCACUUUAAUGGAGUUGCUGAAUUCCUUGAGAUUCUGGGCAGUAUCAUCAAUGGCUUCGCUCUGCCGCUGAAAGCUGAACACAAGCAGUUCCUCAUGAAGAUCCUCAUUCCCCUGCACACUGCCAAAGGACUAGCACUGUUCCAUGCACAGCUGGCCUACUGUGUGGUUCAGUUCUUAGAAAAGGACCCGACCCUCACUGAAGUGGUGGUUCGUGGCCUUCUGAAAUUUUGGCCAAAGACAUGUAGUCAGAAAGAGGUCAUGUUUCUAGGAGAAAUCGAAGAGAUCCUGGAUGUUAUUGAACCCACUCAGUUCAAGAAGAUCCAGGAGCCUUUAUUUAAGCAGAUCUCUAAAUGUGUAGCCAGCCCUCAUUUUCAGGUAGCAGAACGAGCACUGUACUUCUGGAACAAUGAAUACAUUUUGAGUCUAAUCGAGGAGAAUAAUGCCAAAAUCCUUCCCAUCAUGUUUGGAAACUUGUACCGGAUCUCCAAAGAACACUGGAACCCGACGAUCGUAGCCCUGGUGUACAAUGUAUUAAAAACACUGAUGGAGAUGAACAGCAAACUGUUUGAUGAACUGACGGCCUCAUACAAAUCUGACAGACAGCGAGAGAAGAAGAAAGAGCAGGAGCGUGAGGAACUGUGGAGGAAGCUGGAUGAACUAAGACUGCAAGAGACAUCAGCCAUCCAGAAUAACAGGCAUGAGAUGCAGUUCACCUACAGCAACAAUAACAACAACAACAACAACAACAACCUUCACAAUAAGGAUGAAAACACAGCAGCAACCAUUACUGACAGAAGCGAGAGCGACACCUGGGCCAAAUGACACUGCCCUCUUUCUUUACUCAGUAUUUUGCUGGUUUACAAAUGUAAACCAGUCUAGAGAGCAGUAAAGGAUAUGGACCUUAAGCAAUAAUCUUUACAUUUUUGGAAGAACUUUUCUUUUUCCGAAAGCCUAUAUAAAACUAAAUCAAAAUGCUAUUUUCUCCUGGUAAAGGAUAAUAUAUUUUAUGUAAGUAAGUCUAUUUUGGAUGUAAAGUGUGGUUAUAGUAAAUUAUACAUUUUUGUCUAAUCAAAGAUGUAGGGUUUUCACCUACACUGCAAAAAAAAUCUCUUAAAAGGUACACUAUAUAACUUUUGGCCCACUAGCGGUUAAAAAAACUGCUUGCAUUUUGCGGAAGAACAUUGUUUUGGUUGUGCUUUGGCUCUGCGUGACUGUGCGGAUGAAUAUGGUUAUCCUACUGCUCAUAAAACAUUCACUAUAGGCUUAAGAGAUGUAACAAGUUUAGAUGAAAAGGAUCUCAAGCUGCCUAGCUGAAGACGUUACUGUAGCUUUACCCAUUAAUAGACACGGUACUUCCUUGAAAAUAAAGCACUGCAACAAGCAUAAUGAAAUGAUCCUUCAAUGAACUCUGUUAGAGCUACAUGUGGCAAUUUAUCUGUUCAAUAAAUUGUCUUUCUCACCUGUUGAGUAAUAAAAACGGCAUCUCUGCGUCGCUUUUACAACAUUUCAAAUCCUUCACUUUUCUCCAUCUCCGAAAGCCAAGCCAAUGUUGAUUCUUGUUUUAUUACGAGCUCUGUUGCAUUCUUGUUUUGCUGGCAAAGCAAAAAUGUGACCGAACUCGUAAUAAAACCUCAACUAGGGUCAGCACAACUCUCUUUUAAAACGGGUGAUUAACCGGAGGCUCAAGAUUCAGCUUUUCCAUGUCAACCUUUCUCGCUCGUUGUGACAACUAACACACUAUACAUCCAUUAAUGUAGCCGGAGCAACUUUUCUCUUUUUACGGAUAUGAUGAGACACACGGGUUAGUGACUCGUGUUCGCAGUUUCCUGCGAAAACCAUCCCACCCGGUCUGAAACAUAAAUGCUUAUAAUAGACUUACCAUAGUAAAUCAGGGUCAAACAAAAACAUGUUUUGGAAAAAGGACUGAUGAUGUAUUGACUCAUUAUUUAAAUUUAGUUACUUUGUGAACAAAAAAAGUUAAAUAGUGUACCUUUAAGGUGUGGUCACAUGUACGCAACAAAUUUCAGUUUCAAUAGGAAUUGGAAAUUUUGUGCGAGGACGAAAGAUUUCCCCAUGGAUUUUUCGCUAAUGUGACCGCACUUUAAAUAAGAAAUAAUAGUAAUAAUACUGACAAUAGAAAAUAUUUUUUUAGCAGUGAAGGCUAUAUUUAGAGACAUGAGUGAGCUUUAAAAAUUAAAUGUCUUUAGUUUUUUAAUAGUCUCAAAUGCAAAAAAAAAAAAAAAACGCAAAUACUACCAUAAAUUGUGAGUUGUUACUAUAAAUGUGACCUGAGAUAAAUAUUAAUGUUUGAUGCCUAUAGUUCACAUGAUACUCACACCCUGGAAGUGUCAAAAAUUAGCCUUAGAAAUGCAAAAAGUGAAACUCCUGCUAUUUAAGGAAGCGCAAAUGUAGUGAACCUGGUCAGAAAACCCUGUCCAAGUGUGAGAACAUACAUUGUUUUGUUUUGUUUUUUUUUUUGUUUUUUUACAAUUCAAGCAGAAUCUGCCUGAUGCAUGAAAUCUGCAUUGAAAAAGUGCAUCUGUUUAUUAUCUUUUCUUUUUAUUUUUGUGGAAGUUUCAUUUGUUUCCCUCAUAAUACCAGCCUUCGCAUUUAAAAUGAAACAUCUUGUGUUUUGUAUCAUUUGGGUUCCCUGGCUAUGCAUUUUGCUUGUUGGGAUUAAAACAAACGGAUACUAAUUCUAACUUAACUCAGGGAUAACUAACACUCCCCACAUAUAAUAAGAAUGAUGACAAAGAUUUUUGUUGUUGUUGUUUAUUUUUUCAAAAUAGAAUAAUAUGUUUAAUGAACCUAUAUAUAAACAAUAUUAUAAAUGAGACUCACUGACAUUCCAUUCAACAUUCAAUUUUUGUUUUGCUUCAACCAAAUAUGGUCUCAUUGCUAUGCAGUAUGUUGGGUUUUUUUGCUGUAAGAAUGUGUAAAAUAACCUUGUUGUAAUGUGCUAUCCUGCAUUAAAAUGCCAGACUGCUGUUUA
Messenger RNA from Megalobrama amblycephala (Wuchang bream), 4139 nucleotides. RefSeq names its product protein phosphatase 2, regulatory subunit B', alpha isoform (gene ppp2r5a). Gene Ontology annotation, cellular component: nucleus; protein phosphatase type 2A complex; cytosol. Lineage: Eukaryota; Metazoa; Chordata; Actinopteri; Cypriniformes; Xenocyprididae. The transcript has 13 exons. The record is from RefSeq and is a predicted model, not a curated record. Gene Ontology annotation, biological process: signal transduction; protein dephosphorylation. Gene Ontology annotation, molecular function: protein phosphatase activator activity. The coding region runs from base 449 to 1969 and encodes 506 amino acids.